This is a messenger RNA of Patiria miniata (bat star), 1169 nucleotides long. RefSeq names its product DNA replication complex GINS protein PSF1-like. Gene Ontology annotation, cellular component: GINS complex. The record is from RefSeq and is a predicted model, not a curated record. NCBI's taxonomy places the organism in Eukaryota, Metazoa, Echinodermata, Asteroidea, Valvatida, Asterinidae. Gene Ontology annotation, biological process: DNA strand elongation involved in mitotic DNA replication; DNA replication. The transcript has 8 exons. The coding region runs from base 203 to 790 and encodes 195 amino acids.
GUAUUCUAGAAAGGUCUGGCUACUAGACUCUAAUAAAAGCAUAGGAUACAUAUUACUUUAAGGUACCAUUCUCUUUCUCUAUGUUUCUCGCUCGCGCGGCAAGUUUCAUUCCUGUCAACAGCCAAAUGCAGCAGAUGUUGCAAUGUUGUGAAGUUGUUUUUCUCCAUUUUACUUCUUUCCGGCAAACAAAAUAUCAACAAAUAUGUUUGGUGAAAAAGUUUUGGAAUUGGUUCAAGAAUUACAGAGGUCGAGGGAUGGAACAAUGUUGCCAUUUAAUGAAGAUGGUGUAAGGAAGGUCUUGGAAGAAAUGAAAGCUUUGUAUGAUCAGAAUCAGGCAGAUGUGGUGAGUACCAGGGAAGAGGGGCAGAGUGGUCUAUUCUCAGGGGUGCAGUUACGUCACACUUGUUUAGAGAGGAACCAACGAUGCCUCCUAGCAUAUCUACAUAAUCGACUUGCGAUCAUUCGCAAUAUGAGAUGGGAGUUUGGGAGUGUGCUUCCAGCAGACGUUAAACAGAACUUAUCAGAUCAAGAGUUUCAGUGGUUCACCAAAUACAACAAAUCCUUGGCAAGCUACAUGAGGUCAUUAGGCACAGGGGGCUUGGAUCUCACACAGGAUCGGAAACCACCCAAGAGUUUAUAUAUUGAGGUUCGUUGUUUGGUGGACCACGGCGAGUUUGAAACAGAAGAUGGAACGAUAAUUGUCCUCAAGAAAAACAGCCAGCAUUUUCUGCAGAGAUCACAAUGUGAGCAUCUGAUUCGACAAGGCGUCCUGGAGCAUAUCCUGUCGUGAUCGUAACAGUAGAGGGUGCACUUCACCACCUUUCCACGUAUUCAGUUCAGAGGUCACGAACAGUCAACACCCUAAAAAACUUCUGAAUUGUAACGGUUGCUAUAGGUAGACGCGGACAUCCGGGGGCUUCUUACAUUGCCUUGUCUAGUUUCCAGACCUAUUUACUCAAAACCAAUAGUACUUGAGUCUGGAGUGCUGAAUGGUAACUCAUAGCAACCAGUGAAAACUGGUGUGCAAAUGAAUAAGAUAUUUUCACCGUUUGACAAUCCCGCCUACACCUAUGUACCUUGAUGAUGCCGUCUUCCCUGUAGUUUGAUUGGCUAGUUCUGAAGCAUGUGACAUGCGGUUGGGGAUGCAGUGCCUACCUACAAUGCAUGGA